This is a messenger RNA of Patiria miniata (bat star), 987 nucleotides long. RefSeq names its product beta-3 adrenergic receptor-like. Lineage: Eukaryota; Metazoa; Echinodermata; Asteroidea; Valvatida; Asterinidae. The transcript has a single exon. The record is from RefSeq and is a predicted model, not a curated record. Gene Ontology annotation, molecular function: G protein-coupled receptor activity. Gene Ontology annotation, biological process: G protein-coupled receptor signaling pathway. Gene Ontology annotation, cellular component: membrane. The coding region runs from base 1 to 987 and encodes 328 amino acids.
AUGGAGCCGAUUAUUUCUCUCCGUAUCACCAAGACCACCGUGGGCCUGAUUGGUAUAAUAGGCAAUGGUCUCGUCUGCAUUGUCAUUUAUUUUGCCAAGUCCAUGCACACCAUUACCAACCUGUUUAUCUUCAACCAAGCCAUCGUGGAUUUCCUCGGUUGUUUGUUGCUGAUUCUCGGCAGUAACGUCCCGGUGCCCGACCCCUUGCCUCCCGGUCCGGCCGGCGCCUUCUUGUGCCGGGUCUGGAUAUCGGACGCCCUCCUUUGGCUGUCGUACUCUGCUUCUACCUUCAGCCUGGUAAUGCUUACAUUCGAGCGAUACUUCGCCAUCGUUUACCCGUUCAGAUACCGGGCGAUGUUUGCUCACGAGCGCCUAGUGCCAGGGGUGAUGAUCGCGGCGUCUUGGAUGAUUGGGGUCUUGGUGGCUAUAUACGGCGGUGCCAUUUUUGCUCCGGUGGACGACCACUGCGUCCCCGUGAACAUCCCCGGGGCUAGCGUGCUGGGCCUCCUCAUCAUCUGCCUGCAGUAUGCGCUCCCUCUCGUCUUCAUGGUCUUUGCUUAUGUAAGUAUCAUCCUGGAGUUGAGGCGGAGCUCAGCACGCGUCGGUGCCUUCGUGCCAAGUCAGGCUACCACGGGGGAGACAUCCUCAAAUCCUGACCCCAACCGGGUGCUGGAGCCUCGUCUACCGCACGACCCACUCCGUCGCGCCCGGCUCAACACCAUGGCCACCCUGGUGAUCAUCGCAGGGGCUUAUGUGGUUUGCUGGACACCCAACGAGGUCAUCUUCUUCCUCUUCAAUCUUGGUUGGCAACUGGACUUCUCCAGUCCCCUAUACGUCGUAUCAGUCGCUCUAGUUGCCAUCAACUCGUGUGUCAACCCACUCAUCUACGCCAUCAAAUACAAGCAGUUCAAGCGGGCCAUGAAGAUGCUGUUUCGGCGCGAGUCGGAGCUUUCCCAUGCGACCAUGGAGACAGAGAUGAACCCAUGA